Apiotrichum porosum is the source of this 975-nucleotide messenger RNA. RefSeq lists its product as uncharacterized. Lineage: Eukaryota; Fungi; Basidiomycota; Tremellomycetes; Trichosporonales; Trichosporonaceae. The coding region runs from base 1 to 975 and encodes 324 amino acids. The transcript has 5 exons. The record is from RefSeq and is a predicted model, not a curated record.
AUGGCUGGAUAUGUGGUCACGAAUGACGAUACGACCGGUAAUCGACAGUGGAUCUUGAAGAGCAGCAAAGAAUGCGGGUACGCCACUUCAGACAAUAUCACCUCUUGUGAACCUACGAGAGCCUGUAGUUGCCAGAGAGAAGCACAACUGAUAACCAAAGGUAUCAUUGGUGCCAGCGAAGAGUUUGAGAUCAAGCCCAAUGGCACGAACCCGCUCAGGUUGGCCACAGUCUGCACCGAGGUCGGAUUGUUUGUUUAUUUUGACCGUGCCCAUGCCCAUGCCCUCUUCUUCCCCUCAUCUGUCCCCACUUCAUUCCACUUGUUGCCACCACCAAUGCUGCUGUCGUCUCUCUUCCUUGCCCUCCCCCUCGUGGCCGCCGCCCCGGUUGCCACCAGCAGUGCCGCGGCCGCUGCGACUUCCGUCCCCCACAAUGUCCAACUCGAACCCUAUGAGGUGUAUUCCUACGCCUUGAGCCGCAUGGAGCCCCUCCUCGCCACUUCGUACAACGACUCGCUCAAGCUGGCGCAGAACAGCAUCACCUUCCCGUCCAACACUACGUACUGGGUGGAGACGUACGUCAACUGGUUCGAGCUCAAGGACACCUUGUCGACGGACCAACAGGGCCAGAUGUUCCUUGCCAUGUCUGGCUUCCAGGACGGCAAGUACCAGAUGCUGAACGCGUCGGGUGGAAUCAUCCCCGUGGCCACCAAGGCCAGCAGCAAGUUUUCGUACGGCUCCAAUGUCCUCAACAACUCUGGACCGGGCUUCCAGCUGUGGCUUUCGAAUGCGACGUGUGUCAUCAACACGACGCUGGCCAUUGACAAAUGCCUGUACGCCGUAAGCGAGCAGUUUGAGUACAAGCCCAUGAACUCGUCGCCGCUCAAGCAGGACAGUGGGGCUGUCACCACUGCUCAGGCCAGUGCUGCUGCGGGCGUAGUCCUUGCCAUGGGCCUUGCGCUGGGCAUGGUCAUGUAG